AUGUCUCAGGAUAGCAUCCUUCGUAUUCCCCGAAGUGAUAGUUCCGGAGACUAUGCUCUGAUCAAGGUAUCAAAGUCUGGGACUUCUGACUUGGACUUGCAGCUUGUUGGAACCGAGGGCGAAAACCCAUACAUUGGAUCCCUGAGGUCGAACGGAAUCAAGAAGCUACGAGCCAAAAACUACCGGGGUGAUGACGAUGAGUGGAUCGGAGUUCUCUCCUAUUGCUUUGAUCGGAUGCCUGAGUCCGACACAAACGCAGAAUGGAUCUCCGGGUUAGAAGUCCUGGCAGCAGUACAAGGAGAUGACAAUGAAGAAAACAAGGAGCUACAUAUUACCUUGAGGAAACGGAUUGACUCAAUCACGCAAAAACUAGGAACUGUCGUCUUGAAACAGGACGAUGAGCAAGCAAUUGAACUGUUCGAGUGGACCGGAAUGGCCGUAUCCAAGGCGAAGACACUAGGACAACAAGUUUCUAACUUGCAAACAAAAUAUCGCGAAGCAGAGGAAACGAUUAAUAAGUUGAAAGCUCAGUUGGAAGAUUUCAUCGAAACCAAGAACCGACACGAUGAGCAGUUGAUUGGGAAAUUUGUUGGUCUUCUAAAUGAGAAGAAAUCCAAGAUCAGAAGUCAACAGCGUCUGAUAACAAAAGCCAAGGAGAACCCGGAUACAGUCGUGCAACUAGAACAAGAAGCAGCUACAACAGAAGUACCACGGAAACAAACCCGCAAACCGGCCGCGAGUAGACGAUCGAAACGAAAGGCAGAUGAACCGCCGCCCGAAGAAUCGGAGAGUGAUGACGGUUUUGAUGCAAUGGACAUUGACAAGAAAGACGCUACUGCUGACGUGGACGAGGGCAGCAGUACCACAGAUGAAAGACAGGACACACCCGAGCCCCUCGAGGAUGAGACAGCAUCGGAAAUAGACGAUGAGGUGCCUCAUGCCCCGGCUCCAAAGAAGGGCGGAAAGUCAGAAAAAGGUCCCAAGACGACAACUGCUGUGACUUCGGGUGCUAACAGGACGCGGAAUACGCGUGCAUUGUCUGCAAGGCCCGAAGUUACGGAGCCGCCACCUCCGCGAGAAUUGCCGUUCGGCAAGAAACGAGCUGCUUCGAAACCAGCUGUUGAAAGCAAUGAGGACGGUGAAACAGACUCGGAGGAUGAUGAACUGUAA
Molecule: messenger RNA, 1170 nt
Organism: Nannizzia gypsea CBS 118893
Lineage: Eukaryota; Fungi; Ascomycota; Eurotiomycetes; Onygenales; Arthrodermataceae
Exons: 4
Coding region: 1-1170 (389 amino acids)
Biological process (GO): DNA recombination; double-strand break repair
Cellular component (GO): nucleus
Molecular function (GO): DNA binding
Source: RefSeq, a predicted model, not a curated record